UUUCCGCGGCCGGGUUGGUUCAUGGUGCGACUGUGAGGGACAUUGGAUGACUUUGUGCCGUGUUUAGCCGGGGUAUUCGCCUUAGUUCAUUCAUUUUGACAGGGGAAGAGGUCGUCAACGCGAUGGAGGCUCUUAUUCCUGUCAUUAACAAACUCCAGGAUGUUUUUAACACAGUCGGGGCGGAUAUUAUCCAGCUGCCUCAGAUUGCAGUGGUGGGAACGCAGAGCAGUGGGAAGAGUUCAGUACUGGAGAGUUUGGUUGGCAGGGACCUCCUGCCCCGCGGGACGGGCAUCGUCACCCGCAGACCUCUUAUCCUGCAGCUGGUGCACGUAGACCCUGAGGACAGAAGAAAGACCGGCGAGGAGAACGACCCCAAUGCCUGGAAAAAUGGGCGCUUUUACAAAGGAGUGGAUGGAGAAGAGUGGGGGAAAUUUCUACACACCAAAAACAAGAUCUACACAGAUUUUGAUGAAAUCAGGCAAGAAAUUGAAAAUGAAACUGAAAGAGUUUCUGGCAAUAAUAAGGGGAUCAGUGAUGAGCCAAUUCACCUGAAAGUCUUCUCACCACAUGUUGUCAAUCUCACACUGGUGGAUCUGCCUGGCAUCACAAAGGUCCCAGUGGGAGACCAGCCUAAAGAUAUCGAGCUGCAGAUCCGCGAACUAAUCUUAAAAUACAUCAGCAAUCCCAACUGCAUCAUUUUAGCUGUCACUGCAGCGAACACGGACAUGGCCACCUCUGAAGCUCUGAAAGUCGCCCGUGAGGUGGAUCCAGACGGUCGCAGAACGCUGGCUGUAGUGACUAAACUAGAUCUGAUGGAUGCCGGUACUGAUGCAAUGGAUGUUCUCAUGGGCAGAGUUAUUCCUGUCAAACUAGGACUGAUUGGAGUGGUCAACAGGAGUCAGCUGGACAUCAAUAAUAAGAAAAUUGUGGCAGACUCCAUCCGUGAUGAGCACGCCUUCCUGCAGAAGAAGUACCCCUCCCUCGCCAACAGAAACGGAACCAAGUAUCUCGCCAGAACAUUAAAUAGGUUAUUGAUGCAUCACAUUAGGGACUGUCUACCAGAGCUGAAGACACGUAUCAACGUUUUAGCAGCUCAGUAUCAGUCCCUGCUCAGCAGCUACGGUGAGCCGGUAGAGGACAUGAGCUCCACCCUGCUGCAACUCAUCACAAAGUUCGCUGCUGAGUACUGCAACACUAUUGAAGGAACGGCCAAAUACAUUGAGACCGCUGAACUGUGUGGUGGUGCAAGAAUUUGUUAUAUUUUCCAUGAGACAUUUGGUAGGACACUGGAGUCGGUCGAUCCUCUUGGAGGACUUACAACCAUAGAUGUCCUAACAGCUAUUAGGAACGCUACGGGUCCCCGUCCUGCUCUGUUUGUGCCUGAGGUGUCGUUUGAGCUGCUGGUGAAGAGGCAGGUCAAGCGUCUGGAGGAGCCCAGUCUGCGCUGUGUGGAGCUGGUGCAUGAAGAGAUGCAGAGGAUCAUUCAGCACUGUAGCAACUACAGCACUCAGGAGUUGCUUAGGUUCCCAAAACUUCAUGAUGCCAUAGUAGAAGUGGUGACGUCUCUUCUCAGGAAGAGGCUCCCAGUCACCAAUGAGAUGGUUCACAAUCUUGUGGCGAUUGAGUUGGCUUAUAUCAACACCAAACACCCAGACUUCGCAGAUGCCUGUGGGCUCAUGAACAACAACAUUGAGGAGCAGAGACGUAACCGAAUGAGAGAGCUUCCCUCAGCGGUCCCCCGUGAUAAGUCCUUAAAAGGUCCUGGUGGGCAGUCAGUGUCGCCCACCGAGCAGCCGCCUGCUGAGGGCGAUGGCCCUAAGAUGGCUGGAGGAGCUCAGGGGGAGCAGGAAGGAGGAACAGGGACCUGGAGAGGCAUGUUGAAGAAAGGAGAAGAAUAUGAGGACAAGAUGAAACCACAGAGCUCCGUCCCCGUCAACCCUCAGAAAGGACACGCAGUGAACCUACUUGAUGUGCCUGUGCCAGUUGCCCGGAAACUGUCUGCUCGUGAACAGAGGGAUUGUGAGGUCAUCGAGAGGCUCAUCAAAUCUUAUUUCCUCAUUGUCCGUAAAAACAUCCAGGACAGUGUACCAAAGGCUGUGAUGCACUUCCUGGUCAACCACGUGAAGGACAGCUUACAGAGCGAGCUGGUGGGGCAGCUCUAUAAACCCGCCCUGCUGGACGACCUCCUCACAGAGUCAGAGGACAUGGCCCAGCGCCGCAAUGAGGCCGCAGAUAUGCUGAAGGCCUUGCAGAAAGCCAGUCAGGUGAUCGCCGAGAUCCGAGAAACGCACCUGUGGUGAAGCCCUGCUGAUGUACAGCCCCUCUCCCUUUCACUCGAACCCUGCGAUCUGCAUCAGCCUUGUCUCUCUUCUGUCUGGAUUUCACAGACAGCCGACUUGAAAAAUGCACUGGUGUCAGUUAGUGUGUAUUGAAUAUAGUUUUAUGUACGCAACGGACUCUUCUCGAACUACACUGAGGGCAGCACAUAUCAUGUCACACCUGCACACCGUCCCAUUCAGUGAUCUCUUUCAUGUAUGUUUGCUACCAUGUACGCUGCAGAUAACGUGUGGCCUGUUAAAGGACUGUGUGUCCCUGAUCUAGUCUAAAUUAAAGGUAGUGUAAAUGUCAUGAUGUUGUGGCUUCAUUUGCAACUUUUGGUGUUAUUUGAUAUUUGCAAAGGUGCACUCAGUAUUUUUUUAUGUUUGGCUGUUUGGUAUGGUGGUCAACUUUGCAUUAUACUGAUAAAGAUGCAGGAUCACAUAAAAGUUUUUUCCCCUUAAUUCUGAAAAUAACAGGGACUACAAGGAUAAAGUGAGUAGCGUGACUGGUCAUGUGAUCUCAACUUGGCGGCCCCUGUAAGGGAGAAGUGCUCAAUGUAAAUAAAACAGCUUUUAUUAGACUGUUGAUAGUGAGUCUACAUGAUUUGAAACAUAUGCACUAUGCAUCUGUUAUGUGUAAAUGUGUAAAACUUUUUAUUGAGACCAAAAUUGCUAGGU
This is a messenger RNA of Sinocyclocheilus rhinocerous, 2996 nucleotides long. RefSeq names its product dynamin 1-like (gene dnm1l). Gene Ontology annotation, biological process: intracellular distribution of mitochondria; mitochondrial fragmentation involved in apoptotic process; endocytosis. The transcript is spliced from 20 exons. Bases 123 to 2300 code for a protein of 725 amino acids. Gene Ontology annotation, molecular function: GTP binding; GTPase activity; microtubule binding. NCBI's taxonomy places the organism in Eukaryota, Metazoa, Chordata, Actinopteri, Cypriniformes, Cyprinidae. Gene Ontology annotation, cellular component: microtubule; membrane; cytoplasm. The record is from RefSeq and is a predicted model, not a curated record.